This is a messenger RNA of Musca vetustissima, 771 nucleotides long. RefSeq names its product elongator complex protein 5 (gene Elp5). The transcript is spliced from 3 exons. The coding region runs from base 1 to 762 and encodes 253 amino acids. Gene Ontology annotation, biological process: tRNA wobble uridine modification. Gene Ontology annotation, molecular function: tRNA binding. Gene Ontology annotation, cellular component: nucleus; elongator holoenzyme complex; cytosol. Lineage: Eukaryota; Metazoa; Arthropoda; Insecta; Diptera; Muscidae. The record is from RefSeq and is a predicted model, not a curated record.
AUGUUGUCGAAUUUAAUUGUAACAACCCAACGACUUGUUGUUAUUCUUGAUGAUAUAGGUCAAGAGAACAUUUCACAGAAAUUUCUUACACAACUGCUCAAAGAACAAGGAGAAGAUGGUUUUAUAAAAACAUUUCCCUUGAAUGGCCAAUCGGACGCCAUCAAUUCUCUGCAGAAAUUUCUAGCCGAAAGUUGUAACGGAAAAUUAUCAGAAUGCAAGAAGUGGAAUAUUAUUUUACCAAACCUUUCCGAUUGGUUGGCAUAUCAAAAACCCUGUGAGGUUUUCGGCUGCCUUAAUAAAUUGAAGAAGAACGAGAAUACAAAGCGAACGUUACUGUGGAUAUCGAAACAACAUUUGAACGAUGAGCAUGGAUUAUUUUUAAUCGCUGCCUGUGAAUAUAUGGCAGAUAUUGUUUUGAAUUUACACACAGAUAAAGAACUGACGAUUCUAACAAGAAAAUCGGGUGGCGGUGUUACAAAUAACCGUUAUACAUAUACCAAAACGAAGAAUGAAUUUAUGGUCCAAUUGAAAAAACCGGAAGCGGUGUCAAAGAACGUCUGUGGCACGGAAACGGAUGGCGAAAAGAAGGAGCAAAUUGGAACAUUUAAAAUUGAAUUGGAUGAAGAGGAAAUGAUGGCGCGUAAUGCAAUGAAAAUGCCCUAUGAAAAGGCUUUGGAAGCUACUGAAAGUAAUAUUAUAUAUACUCCGGAUGCUGCCGAUGACUUUGAUGAUGAAGAUCCCGAUGAAGAUUUAAAUAUUUAAUCCACUCAG